CCCAUGCCCCGCCCUCUCCGGCUUCCAGCAUCACUGCUGACCGGCGGCGAUGCUGUCAUCAAACCGGAAGAUAAAAUCCGGUUGAAGCACCCAUGCAGGCCCUGCCAUUCAUAUUUGGAUAUUGCAAUUGCAUGCCGACGCGUCUUCGUUGUUCGUGUGGGGCACCGCGGCGCCUGUAGGACGUCGCUAGGAUUCCAAGGACACUGGCGAUGAGUACGUCUGACGACGACUGCACGGUGUGAUCGUGGCUUCAUCGAGUUUCAUUGACGGGGACCAGCGCCCGUUUGGACGAUGCCACGUCACGAGAUGAUCGCGCCAGACAGAUGCUGCGGUGCUGCACUUGCACGGCCAUAGAUUGGGACCCCCCAGCCCCUCUACUCGCUUCAUGACAAAACAGCUUUAGCGUCUCUUCUUUUUUCUUAGUGCAUACAAUGAUACCCGCCAGCGCCGCAUCAAUGUUACCGUCUGCAGAAGCUGCCAAACUGUACCAGACGAAUUACGUCCGAAACUCCCGCGUCAUCGGACUCCUAUGGGCUAUAUUCACCAUCCUGUUCGGCAUCGUGAACGUGACUAUCUUCUCGCAGCCCUAUUGGAUCGGUGAUGGCGUGGACACGCCGCAGGCCGGCUACUUCGGGCUCUUUCACUACUGCAUCGGGGACGGGGUCUCCAGGGAGAUGGCCUGCCAAGGCAGCUUCACCGAGUUCUCCGCCAUCCCGUCCAGAGCCUUUAAGGCUGCCUCCUUCUUCAUCGGGAUGUCCAUGAUGCUGGUGGUCACCUGCAUCGGAUGCUUCUCGCUGUUCUUCCUCCUCAGCACCUCCACUGUGUACAAGAUCUGCGGCUGGAUGCAGGCUGCAGCAGGUGUGUGUCUGGUACUGGGCUGUAUGAUCUACCCUGAUGGCUGGGACAGUGAGGAAGUGCGGCGGAUGUGCGGGGAGCAGACGGACAAAUACAGCCUUGGGGCUUGCUCCAUGCGCUGGGCCUACAUCCUCGCCAUCAUGGGCAUCUUGGACGCGCUCAUCCUCUCCUUCCUGGCUUUUGUCCUCGGGAAUCGUCAGGAUGGCCUCAUGACAGAGGAGCUGCUGGCUGAGAGCAAGGAAGGAGGCAAUGCUUAGCAACAUUUUGGCUCCCAGGGUCCACAGAGACAUCCCUUCAACAUCACACGACAGGAGGGAGGAGGAGAGGAAACCAUGCAGCCACUCUCCAAAAAGACCUCAGCCAUUGCCCUUUCCCCUUUUGCUUGCAGCCCCUUACGUCAUCCUCCAACAUUUAGACAAAGCCCCUAUAAUGCACAUUCAACCCAGUGAGCCUGCAAUGCAACCCCCUUUGCAUUGACGGACCAUGGCGGGGGCGCAGACUGUUACUAAAUGACAGGGGUGGACUGAGCACAAAUUGCAACAACCACCAACACAUCAUUAUCCAAUACACACAUGCUUACUGUACCGUACAACCAAUUUACUACUAUACUCUAUGUUAACAAUGAUCUGUAUGUUCCACUGUAAACAUAUGUGUCACAAUUUAUCAAGAGAAGAAUCCAUGUACAGUGUUUCAUCAUUUUGAUGUACAGGCUUAAUAAUGACAUGAAAAAGGAUUUGGACCAUUUAUUUGUCUUUCUCUGUUUACAUUUAACUGAUAUUCUCUGUAGAUUGAAGUUUGUACAGAAAAUUAAGAUGCUAUUGGACUCAAUCCCUUCUAUGCCCGUCUAGCUAACUUUGCACAGUGCUUCAGUUCUGUUGUUUUUAGUAUUUAACUCUAGUAUAUACACUGUGAUGGGGUUGUUAGAAGACCGCCUGUUGCAGGAUGUGUAGCUGCUGUGUGAAUGUAUGGCCGAAUGAGCACCAGUGUGCAAGCUUGUGUGAAUGUGUCAUAUUUUGUGUAUUGUAUAGUACACACAGACACACACGCAUGUACACACACAUACACACACACGCACAUAAUGUUCCUGUUGUAUCUAUUUUAAUGUCUUUAGCUGGUUGUGUUUCGCUUUGACUCACAAAUUAGCUAACUGGUGAGCGCAAACAGGGUAACAGGAUGCAGUGUCAUCUAAUGAAUGUGGGUCAUGUGUAAAGUUGAGAUUAAAUGGAUUUAGCUCCACCUAUCUUGUGUAAAUAGGUAUAGACAGAACCCACAGUGGUUAUCUCACAGUAAUUAAAGAGCUUCCUUUAAGAUUAUUGUAUAUCAAGACAUAAUAAAGGUUUUGACUC
This is a messenger RNA of Hippocampus zosterae (dwarf seahorse), 2201 nucleotides long. RefSeq names its product LHFPL tetraspan subfamily member 3 protein-like. Bases 432 to 1112 code for a protein of 226 amino acids. The record is from RefSeq and is a predicted model, not a curated record. Gene Ontology annotation, cellular component: plasma membrane. Gene Ontology annotation, biological process: sensory perception of sound. The transcript is spliced from 4 exons. Lineage: Eukaryota; Metazoa; Chordata; Actinopteri; Syngnathiformes; Syngnathidae.